Mesorhabditis belari is the source of this 837-nucleotide messenger RNA. NCBI's taxonomy places the organism in Eukaryota, Metazoa, Nematoda, Chromadorea, Rhabditida, Rhabditidae. The record is from the annotation of a GenBank genome assembly.
AUGUUUUAUGAUUCAGGUUGCCCACCAGACGCUUGUGGCUUUAAAGGAUCUGGUGGAAAUACUCAACCAAUUAAUGGUUACGAUCGUGCGAAUCUUGCCCAAACGUAUUCUGCUUUGCUGUCGCUGUUGAUUCUUGAUGAUGACAUUUCGCGUGUGGAUCGAAAAGCCAUUCUUGAGGCAAUUCGACUUUCACAACGGGAAAAUGGCUGUUUUUGGUCACAAGGAAACGGUAGUGAAAGCGAUAUGCGAUUCGUGUUCUGUGCUGUAGCUGUGUGUCACAUCUUCAACGAUUUUUCUCCGAUCAAUUGGAAAACUUUGCGAAGUUUUAUUCGCUCAAGCAUGACAUAUGAUGGAGGAAUUGGACAGGGAGAAAAUGCCGAAGCACACGGAGGAUCUACGUUUUGUGCGAUCGCCGCUUUAUCGUUAAGUGGACGCCUCUGGGACGAAUCAAUUUUAACCCAAGCGGAGCUUACUCGUCUGAUCAAAUGGGCCAUCCUUAAACAAGAGAUUGGAUUUCAUGGUCGUACCGGAAAACCUGACGAUACUUGCUAUGCUUUUUGGAUUGGUGCUACUCUGAAAAUAUUGAAUGCUUAUCAUCUUUGCGCAUCUUCAAGUGUUCGUCAGUUUCUGCUUUCAACUCAACAUAAUCACAUGGGCGGCUUCUCAAAAUUAUGUGAAGAUGGAGCAUAUCCUGAUAUGUUGCACACAUACUUUUCGUUGGCGGCUCUUUCACUCCAAGGCGAGCCGACUCUUCGAUCGCUUCAUCCGGCUCUUAAUAUCAGCGAACGGGUCUAUGGAAAGUUAGGCCGAAUCAGCCAGGUUGACUCGCUGGUGCUA